AUGUCUCAACUAGGAGGACUAGGAGGCAUGUCUCAACUAGGAGGUCUAGGCGGCAUGUCUCAACUAGGAGGACUAGGCGGCAUGUCUCAACUAGGAGGACUAGGAGGCAUGUCUCAACUAGGAGGACUAGGAGGCAUGUCUCAACUAGGAGGACUAGGCGGCAUGUCUCAGUACAGCAGUCAGUCCUCGACCAAGAGAGAAGUGUACCAACUUCCAACAGAGGGCAGCACACACACCAACGUUACACACACCAUGAUCAACGACCCCAGCACACACACCAACGUUACACACACCAUGAUCAACGACCCCUACCACUCAGGUAGUGUAUCAAUUUAAUACAUUUAUUUGUCUCUCACUCUGUCUCUCACUCACUCAUUCUGUCACUCUCUCACUCACUCCCUCACACAAACAGACAGCGUCUCAUCCUCCCUCACACUCUUAACCCCCUCUCCUCCCCCUAGGAGACGGUAUGAUUAUGAUGGGACACACAGAGACCAGCGGCAUGGUGACACGUCAUGUGACGAAGGAGGUGGUCCAGAGGAGCAUGCAGGUGGCCGGCACCAGCAGCGUCACCAAGAAGGUUGA
This is a messenger RNA of Coregonus sp. 'balchen', 585 nucleotides long. The record is from the annotation of a GenBank genome assembly. NCBI's taxonomy places the organism in Eukaryota, Metazoa, Chordata, Actinopteri, Salmoniformes, Salmonidae.